CGCGGGGCCGCGGUGGAGGCGGAGGCUGGGCCGGGCUGGCGGCAGAAGAUGGCGAGGGUGUGUAGGCGGCAGCAAUGCUCCGUUGAGAGACGCGGCUUUCGGCAGGAACUGGAUUCGUGGCGCCACAAGCUCAUUCACUGUGUCCCGUUUCCCUCUGUGCGGCGGCCGGCGGGACCAUAAGGGCUUAACUCAUAUAUUUAACCCCCCUCCGAAAAGGUUUGAAAGUAUCCUCGAAGGGCUGUUUGGACCUGGAUUAUUAAAAGAUCUCAGUUUAUUUAAAGACUGUGAACCUGAAGGUGUUUCUGAUUGGACUUUUAAUGAAAAUUGUCUAUUCUGUUGCUUAAGAAGGGAAAAAGUAAAGGAACAUUUAGUCGAUCUGGAUGAACCAGCUUUGGGAGCUGGGCAAGAAGCUCUGCUUAGACAAGGGCAAGCAAAAAUCAUUCGUUUCGAGAGACAAGCAGAAGAAUUCCUCAAUGCAGUCUUUUAUAGAAAAGACAGUCCCUGGGUCUCUGACCCCAAUAUUCCCCUAGUGGCCCGUGAGAUCAUGCAGCGAAUGAUCCAACAAUUUGCUGCUGAAUAUACCUCAAAAAAUAGCUCUACUCAGGACCCCAGCCAGCCCAAUAGCACAAAGAACCAAAGCCUGCCGAAAGCAUCUCCAGUUAUCACCUCUCCCACGGCUGCAACUGCUCAGAACCCUGUACUCAGCAAACUUCUCAUGGCUGACCAAGACUCACCUCUGGACCUUACUGUCAGAAAAUCUCAGUCAGAACCUAGUGAACAAGACGGUGUCCUUGAUCUGUCCACUAAGAAAAGUCCAUGUGCUGGCAGCACUUCCCUCAGCCAUUCUCCAGGUUGCUCCAAUACUCAAGGGAACGGUGAGGACCCAGCAGAGACAAUAACAAUAGAUUCUAACAAUCAGCCGAAGUCACCACUGGAAAAGUUUAUGGUCAGACUGUGUACCCAUCAUCAGAAGCAGUUCAUUCGUGUUCUAAACGACCUCUACACAGAAGUGCAGCCAGGGACUGACGGCCAACGAUUUCCUGAUUCUGAAACUAUGGAUCUUUCUACUUGCAGCCCUGGGUGUGGUCAGCUAAGCACUGAAAAUCAGGAAAAGGGAACUAUUUGUUUUGAUAUGAAGUCCCCUUCUGCAGAUUUACUCGUAGACCGAAUGACAUGUCAAGGGUCCCCUUGUUUGACAGGGUCAACCCUGAAGGAGCCUGCUGAGAUGAAAUCUUUAGAAAGAAAAGAGAAUGCUUUUACUGUUAUCAAAAAAGAUUCUUCUGAACUUCCAACUACUAAAACCAAUUCUGGUGGUCCAAAGGAUAGUUCUACUCUUGGAUACCUCACUGCAUCUAAUUCUUCCUCGUUUAACUCCCACCAUGUUUCUAAAUGCCCAGAAGGGCAAACUACUGGACAAGAGCAUGACAUUAGUGUUAAAAAAUCAGAGGAUGAAAAAGACCAGAUACAAAGCACAGCUUUAGUAGAAGGUUUUAUUGCUGUAAAAGUGGCAAAUGUGAAUAGUACUGAGGAUGGUGACACUUGUAUGGUUUCUCAAAAGAAUUUAUUUAGAGCUUUACCAGAAGAGACUUGGGACUCAGGGUUUAUGGGAAGCUCACCUAGAACUGCUGACAAAGAGAAUGCUUUACAGUGUAGCUCAAAAUCAUCUUUGCACCAGGAUUUAGAGGAAAAUGAACAAGAUACAAGGCCAAAGCAGGAAAACCAUCUCCACGUGCUAGGAAGGAAUAAGGCGGGUUACCAUUUACAUCCUGGUGACAAGGGUCAGUUUGAUAAUUCCAAAGAUGUUUGGUUAUCACCAAGUCCCAUGCCAAGUCUACAUAAAGCAUCCAUUGGACAUUCACGAACAAAAGUUAUAUCAGCCUCCAUUAAAACAGCUCGGAAAAGUAGAAGAACUUCAGGUUUGAGAAUUAAUGAUUAUGAUAACCAGUAUGAUGUUGUUUAUAUUAGCCAACCCAUAACUGAGUGCCACUUUGAGAGUCAGCGAUCAAUAUUAUCUUCUCGGAAGACAGCAAGAAAGAGCACUCGAGGAUAUUUUUUCAAUGGAGACUGUUGUGAGCUACCAACUGUCCGCACGUUGGCCAGAAGCUCACGAAGUGAGGACAGAAGCAGCUGCUCAGCUCUGCAUGCAGAGGCCUUAGGAACUCCCAAACAGGCUCUGACGACUUCAGACAAUGGACCUGCAGAUGUUGAGAUCCUUGGUGAAGACCCUGAAGGACCCAGUGAGGAAAGAUCUACCCUCAAGGAAGUCUCCCAAGACUCUCAGGAGUCCGAAGCUUGUUCUGCAGCUGAGGAUACCGAAGAUCAAACUGAACCUAAUCAAGUUAGUUUCCUGAAUCCGAAAGAAUCUACAACUUCAGGGUCUCCCCUUUCUUUUGUCCAUAAAGAGAAGGUACCAGAAGGCAAUUCUGAUGCCAUAGUAAAUGGCUCCCCUUUGCAUGUGGGAAACCAACCACAAAUUGAACUGUUGGGCACUAGUGAGGCUAGUGUUCCCCUAGGAAUGGAUAGCUGCACUGACCACUCCCCUGAAAGCAUUCUUGAAGGUGAUAGUGACACUGUUAUUGCCUCAAGACCUCACUCUCCUUCUGAAGCUCUUGACAGAGAGGAAAGUUCUGUUUGCUCUGAAAAUCAAGCUUCCCCUAGGAAUUUGAAUCUGGAUGCCCCCGCAGAUUUUGAAAGUGUUAAUAGAAGUCAAAGCAUUAAUAUUGAAACUAAAACUGAAAACCCUCAAGAGCAAGAUGAAAACCAGCACAAACAAGGUGAGGUUGUAUGUACCAAUGAAAAUCGUAAUGACAUUGAGGGCAGUGAGGCAGCACAUGAUACAAGUCAACUAGAGAAAGAAGAGCAAAGUGAUGAUAAGCAGUCUUCAGAAACAGAGAUACAUGAUCAGAACAUUCAUCCAGAAGAGAAUCCAGACAAGAAGAAGAAAGUCAAAAAGACCCUUGUGGCCUCUGAUAGGUGCCUAAGAAGUCAGCUUUCAGACACACCAGCUGCUCUCCACCUUCCUUGUCUUCAGAUCAAAGUUUCCAAAAGUCCGGGUGCAAAACGUCCUAAGAGAGAAGUGUACCUUGAUGGAGCAGCAUCUGUCCAUUUCCCAACUGACUGCUUCCACAAAACACUGUUGGAGAAUAUUGGAAAUAUCAAUACUGAUGAGCAGGAUCCUGAGCAGAAGGAAGGUGAAGGGAAUGGGAUAACCACCAGACAGACUUGUAAAAAUGUGAUAGUGAAAGAUGAUGGGGUUGCAGGAGGAGAAGAAACAUCUCAGAGUAAUAGCCCCACUCCCACAACUAGCCAGGACCCACAAGGAGAGAGGCUUGCAAUCUGUGAACAAACUAAUUCUGAUGCCAGAAAUGUUCAUCUUCUUACAGAAAGCAGUCCUUGUAAAGAAGACACAAAGCAGUCAGAAAAGGAGGUGGUGAGCAACCCUGCAAAGGAUUUAGAGGAAGUUGUCAAUGAGGUAGACGGUGAAAAUCUAAAACAUAGUGAUGCACUGUCUAGUCUGUGUGCGUUACCAAGUGACAGAAAGGAAAGCACUGGUACAGCCCUAAAAUCAUCAGUGAAACAUAAAAGGCUGGCCUCUCCAACCUACAACUUAAGGCAUGCUCAUACAGUGGACUCUUUGGAUGCUGCAAAACCUGCUGCAGGAAAGGAUGUUGUACAGGUACAUUCUGUGCCAGAGGAAAACCAAGUCUCGGAUGCUGAAGAUUCCAUGGAAUUGAAAGAUGCAGAUACAGUGGUGGAUGAUAAGCCAAAGUUUGUGGAAUGGUGUGCUGAAGAGGAGAAUCAAGAACUUAUUGCUGACUUCAAUGCCCAGUACAUGAAAGUUCAGAAAGGCUGGAUCCAGCUGGAGAAAGAAAUACAGCCCACACCAAAAGUAAAGAACAAGUCUGACAAACUGAAAGAGAUCUGGAAGAGUAAGAAAAGAUCACGCAAGUGUAAGGGAUCGUUAGAAGUUCAAAAGCUUUCCCCUGUUCAGAUGCUAUUUAUGAAGCCUUUUAAACUAUCUGACAUUUGUAGGUGGUUCCUAGAGACAACUGAAACAAGAUCACUUGUAAUUGUGAAGAAACUCAAUACUCGUCUCCCAGGAGACGUACCCCCCAUCAAAAGCCCCCUUCAGAAAACCUCCUCUUCUAGCCAGUAUCCUAGUUCACAACAGGCCGAACGCUUGAAAAAACACUUAAAAAAAUUUCCUGGGGCAACACCUGCUAGGAAUAAUUGGAAAACUCAAAAGCUGUGGGCUAAAUUCCGAGAAAAUGUUGAUAAAAUGGACUCAGAAGAGACUGCCACUGUCAGCCUUGGAUCUCACUCUGAAGCUAGUUUAGAAUUCAAGGAAGAAAGAACUAGCCAGCCUUCUUCUAAUUUGCCUACACCAGCGAGUACUCGAAUCCUAAGAAAAUAUUCCAAUAUUAGAGGAAAGCUCCGAGCCCAGCAACGUUCAAUAAAGAAUCAGAAAACGGAAAGUUCAUUUGGUCUCCCUCUGGAAAAUAAACAGAAUCGUAAGAGUGUGUGCAUUAACCCUUUAAUGUCUCCCAGGCUUGCUUUGCAAGUCAAUGCAGAUGGAUUUCCAGUGAAGGCCUCAAGUGCUGAAGGAGCCAGGGGAAGGAAAGGGAAGUCAGAUUCCAUACCUAAAGCUGAAGGUCAGCAGAACAAAAGGAAGAAAACAGCCAAUGAGAACAGCAGCCUGCAAGACAACACCACUUCCACCAGCAAGGACAGAUUGCAAGGAAAGAAAGCCGGUAAAGCCAAACAUUUAGAUGUGUCCUCCAAAGCAUCAGCUAUGAAGAAGCGGCCUUCCUCAGAUAAGACCAACAAACUAUCCAAAAAAGCAUCUUCGAAAGAGAAGAAAGUUAAGAAGGCCACAGACAAGGCUGCAGGGAAGAGCCACCUUCCCCUCCGGAAAGGAAGAGACAAUACUCAGAAGAAGCCAAGCCAGACUCAGCCCAGCCCUCGAGAGAAACUGCUCAAAUCUCCAAAGCAGAAGGCUGCUGGUGAGUCACCUUCCCGGGCACAAAAGACUGCUCACAAAAAGCAGAAUAGUGUAAAGACUAAGAGUAACAGAUCGUCUGUGAAGAAAACCCCAGAGAGCAUCCUGGCCCAGAGAAAACGAAAGCUACGGGCAAAGCUUGACUGUUCCCACAGCAAAAGAAGACGCCUGGAUGCCAAGUGACGGAAAGAAUGGUAGCCAGGUGUGAGCUGUUCUAUGGCAGCGACUCUUUUCUUUGCAUUAACUCAACCUGCUUUUAUAAGCUGUAGCAAGCCUUUAAAAUCUGCAGUUAAAGGAAAACAUCCACAGUUUUAGGCAUCAGAAAACAGUGUCUCAGUUGGAGAAAGGAACUUGCUUUCUCCCUCUAGGGUUGAGAAAGGGAGUUAAUUGCUUUCUGAAUGUUCCUUGGUUUUUAAACUUGGAACCAGGCAGAUUUAGUUUAAAAGUACAGUGCCUUAUUUAUCCCUUUUUUUUUUAAUAAAAAAAAGCUAAAAAGCUAAUCUGUAUGAUUAAAGGCUUGCAUUUUAUACUUGAUGCACAAGCACUUGUACUGUAGCAGAAAUGACCACCAUCGAGCCCCCGAAAGCCGUUUUCCAGCAGCCUUCCAGCAGCAUCUCUGUCUGAACAGUUGUUCCUCUUUGAAAACCUCUUGGUGUUCCCUCCCAGUCUUUUUGACUUGUGGUAAAACAAAACUGAAAUCAUUUGGGAUGGUGUGAAGACUCUAGAGGUGUGUGUGUGGGGGGGUCUAUUGCCCUUUAGUUAAACAUUAUCCUAUUUGUUGCUUUUUUUAAAAAAAAAUUAUCUUUUUAAUUGUUGGUCACUUCUGUGGACUUUGAGUUUUUUAAAUUUCAGACCGUGUAUUCUCAUCAUUGAACCCCACUUAAAAUCCAUGUGGCACAAGAGGUCAGGUGUUUGCUUGUAGCCUCCAAAGUUAUUUUGUAGGCCCAGUUUUUGCUGCUGAUUCUUCAGUAUCUGUCAUCUUUGCUCUGGGGCCUGAUAGCUUGGCUUUCCUUCUAACACUUCCCCUGACCCCAGAAACAAUCUAAACUUUUUUUCUUCUGUCCACUUGUAAUAAUAUCACUAUUAGGACAAAAACAGCCAUUUUAAUUUUCUUAUUCAAAGUCCUCCCACAUGCAAAGCCUAAAUGUUAAAUUUUAUUCAAUAACAAGACUCGGCUUUGGUGAGCAUGUGGGCACACAUUUAAUAAUAAGCAUGUCUUAGUUCCAGUUUUCAGUUUGUUAUGGUGUUUUCCUUGUAUAAUGACGUGCUCAUGGCAUCAAGUGGACUGAAUAAUUAACAAAGUUCAGUCAGUUCAGAUAGAACAGAAUGCCUCUGUGUUAUUAUCCAUCCCCAGGCCUCUUUUGGAAACAGACACCUGAAGAUCUAACCAAUGUAAUCUGCGAGGUAUGUCAAGGGGUUAGCUUAAGAUACCCUCCCCUGGAGGGAGCCCUAAGCAAAACAGCUGCUGUGUGAAAAACGCCUUCUUUGGGAUAGGCAGCCAGCCUUUCCCAUGCCAGGCUCUCCCUGAGUGGUUCAGAAUCAAGGGCCAUCUUCUCUGUAAAAAAAGUUCUUUUUACUUCUUCACUGUAAGCCCGCCUGGAAGGAGGGAGCACAUGUUGGCCGUAACUCUGUGCCUUGAGUGUUGCUUCUCUGCAAAGCUGAUAGAUACAUUCCCAUUGAGCCACUGCAAAGGAGAGCUGAAUUGUUGAAGACUUUUCCAUGGUUUUACUUCCUUGUGCAGCACCUAAAAAGGGUGGUGUGGGUGUCUGUUUUAAGAAUAGCCACCCAUUCAAGACGUUCCAUAUCUCUGUACAUAAAACCUGAUGUUUGUUGUGUUUUAAAUGCACUUCGCUCAAAUCAUGAUAAGACAGGCAUUUCUGUGAAAGGUGAGCUCUACUUAGUGUUAGCAACCCUAGAGGUAACAGUAGAGAAGAAGGACAGAGGGAAAGGCAUAGCUGUGCUGACCUUCCAAGACUCCAAGGCUGGCAGGAGGAGUUUGCUAAUGGGAACCUUUUUCAUUAGUCUUCUCCACUCUGUAAGACAUAGACUAUGUUCAUGCUUUGAAAAAUCCCCACACUUAGCUACUCAAGAGCUACUGACAUUAAUGAGAUUGCGAAGUGUACAUUUUGAUAGCCUUUUUGUUUUUCCCAAACUGAGGUGCAUGAAAAUAGUGGCACAGUUGUAACGUUUUUAAAAGAGUGUUUAUUUUCUUGAAUCUCUUUUCACAUAAAUAUUAAUGAAGAAAGCUUAAUCAUGAUUUAAAUAUCUCUGCCUUUGCCUCAGCCAGGUGCAUUUUCCCCUAGCAUAAAAAUGUCUGGUUUGAAUUUGUUUUUGUUUUUUGUUUUUUAGCUAUAUAUGUUCCAUUUUUUGCAGGGGCUGAGAUAAGGUUGAGGAGAAGUAUGGAGUAAUGGGUAAAUGGAGAGGAUUUUAUAUAGACUUGUUUUCAAAACCCUCUUAGGCUUAUUUUGGGAUUUCAUCAUUUUCUGUUUUUCUGUUCUGGGCUACAUUUGAAAAAUGCGUAUUUCACAUCUGUUAAAUUAAUAGAACCUCUUUUAAAAUCUACUGAUAACUUUGUAGCAGUGACUACUACUGUUGAAGCAGAUGGGAUUCUGUGUGAGAGACACCUUUUAAAAAUUAUGAUUCUUUCUUUUUAUCUUGAGCAAAUCUCAUCACAUUGUUUUAGCUCACUCAGAGUUUCCCUCGCAAUGAUAUGCGCAGCAAAUGUACAAGAGACUUUCCCCUCCUGCCCACCCACUUUCCAUUGCUUGCCAACUAAUCUUUCAGCUCCUUCCUCUGUGGGGUUGUAGCCACAAUGCCAGUCUUUGCAGCACUGCCUACCAAUGAGUCAUGGGCUGGUUUUUUUUUUUCUAUCAAGCCAUAUCCCCUAAUUCAUUGUGGCAAUAGCUGUCCCCUCACCUCUCUUGACUUGCACUGAACUGUCAAUACAUCCCUAAAUGUUUGUAGAUCAAUAAGAGAGUCUUGUGACAGCUGGUAUGGUCAUUGGUGAGCAGCUCUUGAACUUAGGGAAGGGGAUGCCAACCCACCUCUCCCUUCCAUUCUCCUCCCCCCUUCCCUCUUUUUUUACAUUUGUCUCCCGCUGACGUCUUUGUAACUCAUUCUUUCUGCAAAGGUAUAUAUGUAUGUGUGCACAUCUAUGAUUAAUUAUCACCCCCUUUUACAAUUAGACAUUUUCCCCAAAAUUGUAUUUCAUACCCCUUAAAAGAGUACUCUCUUCUUCUGUCUUCUUACUAUUCACCCAUUUCUCAGGGGAAGCCUGAGUUCUGCUCCAGAAGGAGGAAGCAGGAGGAGUCUUUUGAGGCUCUCAGUGUGGAGAAGUAUAAGGAAGAUUUCCAUCAAAUCAGAGUUCAGAAACAACCUACUUAAACCACUACCUGAUUCUCACACUCAACUACAUAAUGACUUCAGAGAUGCUGCUUUAUUUCUGGUUCAUAUUAUAACAUUGCUGGUAUCCGUUAGUCACAAAUGUCGAUCAGGAGUCUGCCUAUCCCUUAGUGUUUCUUUAGUUUUUUGGCACUGUCCAUUUCUAGUACUAAAGAAAUCAAUAUGGAAAUAAUGCCCCACACAUUUUUAUCUAUUACUGUAAGCAUAAUAGGAUACAUGUAGUAGUAUACAUGUAAUAAUUUCCCAGGGAAGAGGUAUAAAUAAAUACUACCAUACAUGUAUGCUACCUUCUAAUAGAGAAUUUAGAUCAAUUAUAUGUAUCAUCUACUACUCUAUUGUAGAUUUCUUAACUAAAAAACUUCAGAUUUUAUAGAUAAAAUUCAUUACUUGGAGACAAGUACUUGGAAUUGAGGCUUUCAUUCCGUCAAGUGAACUCAUGAUUACCUUGUGCUUGCCACUUGUAGCUUAUUCCGUUAUUCUUAUUGGAGGUGGCACUUUCAUUGGUUUGUGGGCCAUGUUGGAAUAAGAGAGGCAAAGGGUACUGCAGAGUAGUGUAGACUGGUAUUACCAGAUGUUGUCAUCAUCUGUGGUGGCACCUGCACCCAGCCCCCACCCUGGGAGGGGGGAGAGUACCAGCUGAGCCAACCCGAUCCAGCAAAUGCCACGUUUUCCUUACUAAUGCUUAAGUUUAAGAAAAUCAGAUUUCUUAUUUUGAGGUCAAAGAAUCAUAUUCUUUUUUCCUAACCUCCCUGUCACUUCUCUUCAUUCUUUUUUGUCUCCUUGCUCAUUUUCUCCACCUCUUUUUUUUUUAAUUUUUGACUUCUUUCUUUACA
Phascolarctos cinereus (koala) is the source of this 9234-nucleotide messenger RNA. RefSeq names its product ligand dependent nuclear receptor corepressor (gene LCOR). NCBI's taxonomy places the organism in Eukaryota, Metazoa, Chordata, Mammalia, Diprotodontia, Phascolarctidae. Gene Ontology annotation, molecular function: DNA binding. The record is from RefSeq and is a predicted model, not a curated record.